Hevea brasiliensis (rubber tree) is the source of this 1253-nucleotide messenger RNA. RefSeq names its product probable 3-hydroxyisobutyrate dehydrogenase-like 1, mitochondrial. Bases 86 to 1132 code for a protein of 348 amino acids. Gene Ontology annotation, molecular function: NADP binding; oxidoreductase activity; NAD binding. The record is from RefSeq and is a predicted model, not a curated record. The transcript has a single exon. Lineage: Eukaryota; Viridiplantae; Streptophyta; Magnoliopsida; Malpighiales; Euphorbiaceae.
AAAUGAGUUGAAAUUAUAGGGUACUGUACACAGAACAAACAUAACCGAUAAUAGAACACACUAGCGAUGGAUAUAAUUCAAAGGGAUGUCACAGUCACUCCUCCGUCGCACUCGCACGCUCUUUCACCACUUGCCCACCUAUCGCACCCACCUCUCUCUUCCUUCGCCACUGCACUUGCACCGCUCAAUGGCCAACACCUCCGACUCCGUCACUUCAUCAAACACCCGCGUUGGCUGGAUCGGCACCGGCGUUAUGGGCCGCUCCAUGUGUGCCCACCUAAUCAAAGCCGGCUACACCGUCACCGUCUUCAAUCGGACCCUCUCUAAGGCCCAGCCUCUUGUCGACAUGGGGGCCCACCUCGCUCAAUCCCCUCUUGCCGUCGCCUCCAAUUCCGAUGUCGUCUUCUCCAUCGUCGGGUUUCCCUCUGACGUCCGUCACGUCCUCCUCGACCCCACCACUGGGGCCCUCCAAGGCCUUCGCCCUGGUGGAGUCCUCGUUGACAUGACUACAUCUGAUCCUUCCCUGGCCUCCGAGAUCUCCGCCGCUGCGUCCGCCAAAAAUUGCCACUCCAUUGACGCCCCCGUCUCCGGCGGCGACCGCGGUGCCAAGAACGGAACCCUGGCAAUAUUCGCCGGAGGGGAUGAAGGAGUCAUCCAUCGGCUGAAUCCCCUGUUUGCCCUCAUGGGAAAGGUUAAUUAUAUGGGUGCCCCUGGCAAAGGCCAAUUUGCGAAGCUAGCAAACCAAAUAACCAUAGCUUCUACAAUGGUUGGCUUAGUGGAGGGGAUCGUUUACGCAUAUAAAGCUGGACUCAAUGUGGAACUGUACUUAAACGCCAUAUCUGCAGGCGCUGCGGGGUCAAAGUCCCUUGAUUUAUACGGGGCUAGAAUACUGAAGAGGGAUUUCGAGGCAGGGUUCUAUGUGAACCAUUUUGUAAAGGACUUGGGAAUUUGUUUGAAGGAGUGUCAAAACAUGGGUCUUGCUUUGCCAGGAUUGGCAUUGGCUCAACAACUUUAUUUGUCGCUUAAGGCUCACGGGGAAGGGAAUUUGGGCACCCAAGCACUUAUUUUGGCUCUGGAGAGGCUUAACAAUGUUUCUCUUGAAAAUCUGGCUUCUCAGAAUACUGCAGCUUAGCCUGGUAUAUGAAAAUUUUAAAUUUACUAUAUACCUUGUUUAUUAAGAAUCUAUGGAUUAUCGUUUCCAAUAAUGAAUAAGUUCUUUUGUGACUUGCAAUUUGAUAAGAUAUUUUGGCCUU